This is a messenger RNA of Porites lobata, 2015 nucleotides long. The record is from the annotation of a GenBank genome assembly. Lineage: Eukaryota; Metazoa; Cnidaria; Anthozoa; Scleractinia; Poritidae.
AUGGACUUCGACGAUGCUUUACAGCAGGUUGGAGAAUUUGGUCGUUACCAAAGAAAACUGUUUUUCUUAAUAGCGAUAUCAGCUUUCCCAUGUAGCUUUCAGAUGCUUGUUCUUGUAUUCACCGCAGCGACACCAAAAUGGAUUUGCCCAGAAGAUCUCAACGUAAACAUAAAACACUGCAAGUCGCUGGAAAGUUGUUGUGAUCUUGAUGGUAGUGUCUGCCAAGGAGCUUCUUUUAUUACAAAUUUCACAUCGAUUGCGACAGAGUGGAGUCUCCUUUGUGGGCAAACGUACAAAAAUGAACUUGCUCAGUCCAUAUUUAUGGCAGGUACACUUAUUGGAGCACCUUUGAUCGGCGGAUUAGCUGAUAAACAUGGCCGCCGAAAGCUUUGGCUUGUUGGUUAUUUUGCAGCUGGCGGCUUUGCCGUUCUCUCUGGAUUUUCUCCAUCAUAUUACGUUUUCGUGGCGCUAAGAUUUCUUGUUGGUAUAUUUGCUGGAGGAGCAGGACUGAUUAUAUAUGUUUUGGCCACUGAAUCAAUUGGCCCAUCUUACAGAGGUAAAUCAUUCUGGCGUGGUUACUAAGUCUAUAAUAAGGGCUUGUACAACUUCAUGGCGUUAGGAGGGCUCAAUGGGAAUUCUUAUAGCCGGACUAAAAAAAGUGUUUCAAAACAAGCUAUUUGAAUGUGAUCACAUUUUUAAGAUUCAUUUCAAUACAAGCCAGAAAGGGGGGAGGGAGGGUGAGGGGUAGGGCUAAUAACCAGAUGUAUUUUUAGAUAGGCCUAUAAUUGGGGGGCUUAUAAUCAGAAGUUCACAAUAUAUCCACACUAUGUGCUGAUCGAUACUUUGGCAGCAAGGAAAUCCAUCUGGUAUUACUUGAACCACCCCCAAAAUGGCCAAUAGCAAUACAGCCAGUUGCAAAGAAAUCCAGUUUUGCAGCUUGCCCAAAGCUAGCCAAAAAUUGAGCGGGAUUGAUUACAGUUCUUUUGUAUUCUGAAUUCCCCCCCAAAAAAAUUCACUUGGUUGUGGGGCAGGUUAAGAACACCACUGAUGUAAAUUCUCUAUUUUCUCUAUCUUCAGGUUUUGCUGGAACCAUGAUGCAAGUAUUUUUUGCACUUUCCAUAGCUCUUCUUGGAUUCUUGGCAUACCUUAUACGAGACUGGCGAAAUUUGACCAUAGCUGCAUCCCUUCCUACCAUUUUUGCUCUUUUAAUCAUAAACCAUGUUGCAGAAUCUCCAAGAUGGUUAGCAUCUCAAGGAAAGUAUGAUGAAGCAGAAGCUAUCUUGCUGAAAAUGGCCAAAGAAAAUGGUGGUAUAAGCAAACCUGUGUCACUGAGACAAUCAAAGCUGACCUCUAAAGAUGGGAUUCCUAUGCAAAGCUAUGGAAUUUUUGACUUGUUUACAAACAGAAGAACUUGUUCAUUAACAGUGAUCAUGAUGAUUAGUUGGUUUGUAAACAGCCACGUUUAUUAUGGCCUAUCACUAAAUGUUAAAAAUCUUGGGGGCAACAUGUAUGUCAAUUUUAUUCUGGCUGGUCUAGUAGAAAUCCCGUCAUAUAUCUUAACAGUAUUUCUUCUUAACUGGUCAGGUCGUCGAAAAUCAUUGUUCUACUUUAUGAUUGGUGCUGCCACAUCAUGCUAUGUAUGUAUGAAACUACAGCAACAAGAAGCAACUAAUUUGGCAUGGCUUUCUGUCUCUGCUAUGUUUGGGAAAUUUUGUAUCUCUGCAUCCUUUGCAGUAGUUUAUGUUUAUGCUGCAGAACUGUUCCCGACUGUGAUCCGUAAUGUUGGAAUGGGUGUGGCAACUGUUGCAUCGCGUGUUGGUGGAAUUUUGUGCCCAUUUGUUGUUUUAAUGGGAGAGCAAAGUAGAUCAUUACCCAUGUUUAUAUUUGCUUGUAUGUCAUUAGUAGCAGCACUAGUGGGUCUAAAGUUGCCAGAAACAAAAGGACAUCCAAUGCCUGAAACAAUGGAAGAUUUAGAGAGAUUAGAACAUGAUUUUGGUAAAACUGUUAAAACCUAA